Pediculus humanus corporis (human body louse) is the source of this 639-nucleotide messenger RNA. Its product is annotated as uridine diphosphate glucose pyrophosphatase, putative. The record is from RefSeq and is a predicted model, not a curated record. Gene Ontology annotation, molecular function: metal ion binding; UDP-sugar diphosphatase activity. The coding region runs from base 1 to 639 and encodes 212 amino acids. The transcript has 4 exons. Lineage: Eukaryota; Metazoa; Arthropoda; Insecta; Psocodea; Pediculidae. Gene Ontology annotation, biological process: ribose phosphate metabolic process; nucleoside phosphate metabolic process.
AUGAAUUUAAAAGUAAAUGAUAAUAUCAGUGAAAUGAAAAUAUCUACAUUGACGGAAUCAAUGUAUUUAAAACCUAUGAGAGCUGAAUUCCAAAUUAACGGAAAACAAAAAUAUUGGGAUUUUUUACAUAUUCACGACAGUGUUUCAAUUUUAAUUUACAAUACGAAUCGUAAAGUUUUGGUAUUUGUUCGUCAAUUUAGACCCGCUUUGUAUUUAUCUCAAGUUCCUGAUAAAAAAAGUGGAACGAUAAUUGAUACUCAAAAAUAUAAUUUACUUAAUGGUUAUUCAUUAGAAUUGUGUUCCGGUCUUGUCGACAAAACUGGAAAAAUUGUUGAUAUAGCUAAAGAUGAAAUAUUAGAAGAGUGUGGAUAUGAUGUUCCUGUUAAUAGUUUAAAAAAAUUAUUUAGUUUUAGAGGAGUCGGAAUCACUGGUCAAUUACAGACAUUAUACUAUGUAGAAGUUAAUGAUGAUCAAAAAGUAUCAUCAGGGGGAGGUCUGAGAGAAGAGGGUGAAUUUAUUGAAGUAGUUGAAUUGACAAUUCCAGAAGUUAAAAAUUAUAUUAACUCAAAGGACAUGAUGAGUCCUCCUGCAUUUUUAGCUGCUGUUCAAUGGUUUUUUCAAAAUAUUAAGCACGAAUGA